Messenger RNA from Aphidius gifuensis, 3926 nucleotides. Its product is annotated as ubiquitin carboxyl-terminal hydrolase 35-like. Lineage: Eukaryota; Metazoa; Arthropoda; Insecta; Hymenoptera; Braconidae. Gene Ontology annotation, cellular component: nucleus; cytosol. Gene Ontology annotation, molecular function: cysteine-type deubiquitinase activity; cysteine-type endopeptidase activity. Gene Ontology annotation, biological process: protein deubiquitination. The transcript is spliced from 3 exons. The coding region runs from base 399 to 3098 and encodes 899 amino acids. The record is from RefSeq and is a predicted model, not a curated record.
GGUGUAUGUUUUUUUUUUUGUUACUGUCACACACAACAACAGCUAAAUGUUCUCAAUAUUUUCGUAAUAAUAUCAAAAAUUAAACUAAUAAAAACAACUGUUUGUGAACAUAUUUAAAAAUAUUUUUGUGUAUAUUAUUUACAAUAAACUGGAUUACAAAAUAAUACACUCAAAAUUGUAAGUAACAUAAAAAAACUAAUCACUCAAAGAAACAAAAUAAAAAAAAAAAAAAUUUACUUUGUUAAAAAAUUUUAUCUUGUCAUCCGUCUUUUUUUGAUAUUUUUGAGGUUAAAAAUUAAAAAUACAAAUAAAAAAAUAUAGCAUAAUUAAUAGCCAUAAAAUAAUAAAUAACAAAAAUAUUAUCUUAUAAAAAAAAAAAAAAACGAAAUAUAAACAAAAUGAGUGAUAUGAUGGAUUGUGAUGAAAUAACAACAAAUCCAGAAUUUUUAAAAUACCUAACAAUGGUUGUAAUGGGUUCACCAGAUGACAUUGAAAUUGGCUGGAAUAAUUUAAAUAAAUAUGAUGAAAAGCUACAAGAUAAUAAUUUACAUGACAUAAGUGAUAUAAUUAGAAUGAUUGUUGGUAGAGAAAUUAAAAAUAUAAAUCAAGUACCAAAAUUAAUGAUUUAUUUUUCUCAAAAAUUAAAAGAUAAUCCAUUUGAUGUUAAUAAUUUACAUACAAAUAAUUAUACAUUAUUUUUAAAAAAUACAGCAUACAAUGACAUUGAAUUAUUAUCAGAUAUAAUUGAUACAUUAUUGCUACAUAAAAAUAUAUACUUAUCAACAUUAACAAGUAAAUUAAAAUUUUGUGAAGCAGCAGUACGUUGUUUGGGUGAUUUUAAAAUGCCAGACCAGCCCAAUUUAAUAGUAACAUAUAGAAAAUCAUCAUUAAGCAUACAACAAUCAAUAAAUAAAUUAUUUGAUGAUAUAAAUAUUAUUGAUAAAGAAAAAUUAAUAUUUAAAUGUUUAGAAACAUUGUAUGAUAUUAUAUCUGAUAUUAAUAAAAAUUACAUACCUGGUGCAGCAUUAGUUGGUAUAUUACAAUUAGUACAAGAUGCAACAAUUGAAAAAUCAGUUAGAUGGAUUAUAGUUAUAUCAAAAAAUGAUGAUUGUCUUGAAGAAGCAUUAAAAACAUUAUGCACAUGGUUAACACAAUGUCUACAUGAUACAACACUCAAUAAAUGGAUAACAAAUUUUAUAAAUUGUUUAGAGGAAGUUAAAAAAUACAAUGUAUUAACAACAUUUGCUGAUGAAUUUUUACCAAAAAUGAUACAAUUGUUGAAAGUACCAAUGGCAAGAUCACACAGUGUUGCUGUUAUUUAUCGUAUAUUAAGAAGUCAAAGUACACCAACAUUAUUUCAUCGUGUUAUUAAAGAUAUUGAAAUAACAUUUAUUAAUUUAUCAAAUGAUACAAGUGAUUCAUCUAAAAAUGCAUUACAAAGUUUAGUUGAUUGUACUAAAGCAUUAAUAUUAAGAUUUCCUGGUUAUAGUAUAUAUAAUAAAUUAGAAAAAGCAUUUCCACUUGAGCCAAGAAAUGAAGUUGUUAAUAAAAUUCUCAAAGGACCACAAUGGAUUGGUGAUAAUAAUAAUUAUGAUAAUAAAAUUGUUACAAAUAAAUAUUAUUUUAAUAAUUAUGGUAAAGUUGGUUUAACUAAUUUAGGUAAUACAUGCUAUAUGAAUAGUGUAUUACAAGCAUUAGUUAUGACUAAACAAUUUUGUCAACAAGUAUUAUUAUAUAAAUCAACAAUUGAUAAUAAUAAUACAAAUAUUAUAUUAAAAAAAUUACAAAAUUUAUUUGCAUUAUUAUUGUAUUCAAAAAGAAUAACAUUAUCACCAACUGAAGUACUUUAUGCAUCAAGACCAGCAUAUUUUACACCUGGACAACAACAAGAUAGCUCGGAAUUUCUUUGUCAUUUACUUGAUGUUAUUUAUGAACAAGAAAAAUCAAUUUCAUCACAAACAGAUGAUAUAAUAAAAAUUUUAAAUCCAAAAAUUAAUGAACCAACUUGUGAUGUUGAAGAAAUAUCAAUGGAUAUUGAUACUUGUGGAACAAUUAAAAGAUGGACAACUGAAGAAGAUUUAACUGAAGGUACAACACUAAUAAAAACUCAUUCACUUGAUGAUUUUACUGAUGGUAAUGAACUUGCAACAACACCACAAUUAAGUGAUUCACAUUCAGAUUCAACAGACAGUGGUAUACAAUCAGUUGGUGGUGAUGAUACAUUAUCAACAAAUUUAGUAUAUCGUGUAUUUGGUGGUGAAUCUAAAAUAACAUAUAAAUGUGCACAGUGUAAUACUAGUUCACAUAAUACAGAUAAAUUUCGUGAUUUACAAUUAUGUUUUCCUGAAAAAAUACAAGAAAAUCAAGAUGUAUCUGUACAAGAUUUAAUAAAUUAUUAUUUAACACCAGAAAAAUUAACUGGUGAUAAUAAAUAUCGUUGUGAUAAAUGUAUUGAAUUAUGUGAUGCACAAAGAAUUAUAAAAAUAUUACGUUCACCAUCACAUUUAAUAUUAACAUUAAAACAUUUUCAUUAUGAUACUGAAAGUCGUUUACGUACAAAAUUACGUCAUAAAGUAAUAUAUAAUGAAACAAUUAAAUUACCAGUUACAACACAAUCAUCAACAAUUGAUGAAAAUUAUAAAUUAUAUGCUGCUGUUGUACAUUGUGGUUAUAGUAUGGAUUAUGGACAUUAUUUUACAUAUGCCAGAGAUAGUAAAUUAAAUUGGUAUAAAUUUAAUGAUAGCUAUGUAUCAAAAACAACAUUUGAAGAUUUUAAAUGUUUAGAAUCACCAGAUACACCAUACAUAUUAUUCUAUGAAAAAAUACAAGAUAAUCAUUCAAUUGAUAAUAAUAAUAAUGAUGAUAAUGAUAAACCAGAUAUUAAAAAUUUAAAUAAAUAUUUACAAGAUUUAAUUAAUAAUGAUCAUUUAUCAUACAAUGAUGAUUUUAAUAAACAAAAUGAAAAAAAAAAUUCACAAUCUGAACGUAAUAUAUUAACGACAUAUAAAAAAAAUGAUAAUUAUGAUGAUGAUAAUAAUCCACCACCAAGUAAUUGUCGUAGUGAAAUUGAUAUGCAGCAUAAUCGUUAUUUAUUUUAACUAAAAAAAAAUUAUUAAUUAUAAUUAUUAUAAUAAUAAUAGUAAUAAUAUUAAUACAUGUGAGUGGUUAUAAUAUUUAUUUAAAUCUAAAUUUUUUUUUACAAUUUGGAGAGAAGCUUGAUUUUAUUUUUUUCAAUUAAAAAAAAAAAUAGAAAUUGAGAAUUUUCUGAGGUUUUUUUUUUGGGCUUCCGUUUCUCAGCUUUGACUGAUUAAUUUAUUUUCUUUUUUUUUUUUUCUUUUUCUUAUGCAAUGCCCAACAUGAUGAUUUAAUUAUUUUUAUUUCCAAGAUGAAAUAAAUAAAUAAUAUAAACAUAAAAAAUUAUUAUUUUUAGUUUGUUUUUUAGUAUAAAUUAUUAUUAGAAAUGAAUAUAAUUGAAGUAAUUAUGUAUUUUAUUUUGUAGCCUAUUAUUGUUAGCUGAUAAUUAUUUUUUUAACAUUAAUAUUACAUUAAUUUAUUUAAUUUUUAAUGGAUACAUGUUUUAUGUAAAACUGAAAUUAUUAAUUAUAUUUAUUCAAUGGUUGAAUAUUUUUUCAAAUGGGCAACUUUUAUUAAUGAAUAAAAAUAUUAUAAUAAUAGCUGAUUUUAUAUAACGUAAAAUAAAAAAAUUUAUAUAUAUUAGUAUAAAAAUUUUAUUUAAUCAUGCAAAAAUAUAUAAAAUAUACUAAUGAAUAUUAAAAAACUUUUUUUUUUAAGUGUAAAUAAUUUCAAGUGUAGAUGAAAUUUAAAUGAAAAAUGAAAAUUUAAUCGUGUUGGACAAAUCUGUGAUAAAUUUUUAACUUGCAAAGUAAACUCAGUUAUUUAUACGAAAAAAAAAAAAUACAUAAAAA